AUGGCGAAUCUUCCUGAUAUCGACGCCUCCACGCUCUUGAACAUGAACGAGUACAACCCAGUGGUGGACGUUUCCACCGACUGGGGACUUCCGUACAUGUUCUUUUUCGAUUACAUUCCCGGCGCCCUUGAUAAGCCCAAGCAAGCCAUGUUUGAUGACCAAAAGGCUAUUAUGAGAAAGUGGACUGCGUGGGAACUGGCGUUGGUUGAGCGCCAAGUAGACUUGGCCCUCGCGGCAGGGAAGCUUCCCUCCGACCUUUCGUUUAAGUCAACGAUAGAGCGAGUCCAGUUCCGCACCAAGGUCAUUAACGUUCUCCGUUCUACUGCCGAGCCAUGGCUGCGUUGUGUAAAGGAUACACCAGAGUCAGAGACUAUGAUCGUGAAAACCGUUGACGUGCUCAAAACGAUUCGCGCAACCCUUCAAAAACGCUACUCAAUUGUUUCAAAGAAUUAUGUGGCUUGCCUCACCACAGUGAGCCAAAUCAUUGCUGAGCACCCUGGUCUUAACAAUACGUUUUACCACACCCAAGAUUUUGUGUUGUUGCCGGAUGGUAAGAGCGAGGACGAGCAAGUAGCUAAAGGCCGUGUGCUCGCUUUGUUUUACAAUGUGUCCCCCGAAGCGUUAGACCAUGAGAAUUCUAAAAUCGAAUUUCGCUAUUUCGACAAAUACUACGAAUUUGACCAACAGAAGUGGGCGGAAUUUGCUCGUACCAUCCCGGUCCGUCUUAUUGAGCGGGGGAGCUUAAUUCGAGUAGUUCAGGCAUUGGUUGUUCAGGAAGAUUUGUAG
Messenger RNA from Ophidiomyces ophidiicola, 786 nucleotides. RefSeq lists its product as uncharacterized. NCBI's taxonomy places the organism in Eukaryota, Fungi, Ascomycota, Eurotiomycetes, Onygenales, Onygenaceae. The record is from RefSeq and is a predicted model, not a curated record. Bases 1 to 786 code for a protein of 261 amino acids. The transcript is spliced from 3 exons.